Molecule: messenger RNA, 1809 nt
Organism: Mya arenaria
Lineage: Eukaryota; Metazoa; Mollusca; Bivalvia; Myida; Myidae
Exons: 2
Coding region: 31-1809 (592 amino acids)
Source: RefSeq, a predicted model, not a curated record
CGUUUUAUACCAAGAGUGUAUAGAAAAACAAUGAAAGCUGCCUUUGAAGAAUCAAAUCUCUUUUGGAACAAAAAAGAUGCUGGAGUCAAAGAAGAAAUUGAUACUCAGCCGAAUUCAUACCUUGAAACCAGUUUGUUCUUGUCAACGGAAUUAGAAAAUAUGGGUUAUAAUGACGUGAACAGAAAAAUGAAACAACAGAUAAUGAUAACACUAGAUGACUGCGUUCACAUGGCUGAGAGAGCUCGGCCCCAUGGGAACCCGAGGUUCAAUUUAGCAGUUGGAAGCCAGAAAGAAUGCACUGCCCUAAAAGACUCGGACUAUGACUAUCUUUUUGGCCCAUCCGCUGAACACGUUGCUGCCAUCAGCACUUCAAAAGAUAAAAAAGACGGUCGUGGUAAUAUACUCAUAGUAAAAAACAAGAUGUCACCUCCAGGCCAUUUAUGGAUUAAAUACCUUGCUCCAACACAUCCGGUAACUGUUAAAAAAUCUACCAUGCUUAAUCUGGAAAUCCGGUACAGAGUCGAAAUUCAGUGUAAACUAUACAGCCUAUGUUACGACGGUUUAAAAGAAGUCCCAGAUGUGGACAGGCAUUUACUAUGUACAUGGCCUGGUACUCUCUUUAUAGACGACAUGGAUUUGAAGUUCUAUAUACCAAACAGUCUUUUUACAUUGAUAGGAAAACAGAUGUGGGCGGGUAAAGCAUCCAGAACGGGGCCUUCUUUCUCUUGCGAUACUGUCGACGUUGUCCGUCCAAUUUUUUUCGACAGUGUCUACCCUAGGGAUCAGAACCCUAUAACUAUUGGAGGUAAUCUCUACGGCAAUCUACAUGUACCAAAGGAGUACCCUUGCAACUUAGUCCCAGUCGGUCACCCUGAAAGCGAAAAUGCAAUGUUGGAAUGGCGGAUAUCGUACAACCUGACAGAAAGAGAAAUAAUGUUUGGAUUUAAUAUAACACACAUUCAAACAUACGUUGUUCUAAAGAUGUUACAGAGAAUGUAUUUUAAACGUAUUCUCGGGAACAGUUUAACCAGUUUCCAUUGUAAGACCGCUUUGUUUCAUGCGGUAGCUUCAACUGAGACGGUUUUUUGGGUUAAGAGAAAUUUGAUUAGAUGUGUUCGACAAUGUCUGAAGAUGAUUCGAAUUUUCGCCAAGAAAAGAUUUUGUCCACAUUUUUUUAACAAAACAUUUAACAUAUUCAGUGGAAAACUUUCUCGCUCUGGCAAACAUUGGGAUAUCUUGAUUGAACGUGCUGAUUAUUUGAUAGAACACAUAAACACAUAUGUUAAAGGCCUCAAAGAAGAAAAGAAAAACACUUUUCAAAUUCAAAGCUUGCCAAGCGAAACUCAAACGUUUGUUUUGAAUUGUACAAUGCUUGUUGAACAAGUAAACAAAUAUAUUGUGUUUUAUUUCUUGUAUCAACCUCAGGGAGGUCAUGCUAUAAACGUAAAGCUAUAUGACAUUCGGGAAAUGCGUGAUAGGUACAAACAUAUGCGAAGGAAAGCACAAUACCAGAUGAAAUUCGCUACGUCUUGUCAACAAAAGAAGUGCGCCGAGGUCGUGCUUUCAUUUUUGAAAGUAAGACACUAUUUGCUUUCAGCGGCGUACUUGUUACAAAAAGGUAAAAAAUUGAACCCUCUUGUACCUGAGAAUAUAUUACCUGACGCCCUAUCCAUGGAAUUACAAAUGUCCUCUCUUCUGUUUGCAAGUAGGAACUAUGAGCAAUGUCGACUGUUCCUGGGCCGUGUUUCCUUGAAGACUAUCAAAGAUCCAAUUUUCUUUGUUCUGUGUCAUGACAAAUAUCGCAAGUGA